Molecule: messenger RNA, 580 nt
Organism: Bombina bombina (fire-bellied toad)
Lineage: Eukaryota; Metazoa; Chordata; Amphibia; Anura; Bombinatoridae
Gene: SLC51B
Product: solute carrier family 51 subunit beta
Exons: 4
Coding region: 85-471 (128 amino acids)
Biological process (GO): bile acid and bile salt transport
Cellular component (GO): plasma membrane
Molecular function (GO): transmembrane transporter activity; protein heterodimerization activity
Source: RefSeq, a predicted model, not a curated record
CAGGAACAUGCUGCCACUGUGCCAAUUUGUCUCCAAUUGCCAAACUACUCUGAAGUCAGAUAAGAAAAUACAAUCUAGCACAACAUGAGUGACGUGGUUGCGACCACACCUUCCCCUGCUCAGAAGAAGCUACAGAGAGCUGUGUGGUUUUUUCGCACUGGAGACCUUACUGCAUGGAACUAUGCAAUAUUGGCCCUCUCCUUUGUUGGAUUGUUCUUGGGACUUUAUCUUCUGAGUCGAAACAUCAUGGGCAACAAGAGACGCAAGCUGAUAGCCAUGUAUCAGAAAGCUGAUGGAGAUGCAGAGUCAUCGGAGGUUGAUAACAAACAAGCUAUUGUGAAUUUGGAGAAGGGCGAUCCAACAGAGGAUUCUCCACUGAAAAAGGAACCUGGGCCAGGCGAUAUCACAGUGCAGUGGAAAGAUGGACAAAUCACAUCAUUGUACACAGAGACACCAGAGGCAGACGUAUAGAAACUUAAGGACAUAUUUAUUUACAUCACACUGGAGCAGCAUGUGUGGACAGGUCUCUAGAAAACAAAAUGAUAAUAAUUCUGUGGUAGGAGAAAAAAAGAUCUCUAAU